Limulus polyphemus (Atlantic horseshoe crab) is the source of this 4210-nucleotide messenger RNA. RefSeq names its product MAP/microtubule affinity-regulating kinase 3-like. Lineage: Eukaryota; Metazoa; Arthropoda; Merostomata; Xiphosura; Limulidae. Gene Ontology annotation, cellular component: cytoplasm. The transcript has 19 exons. The record is from RefSeq and is a predicted model, not a curated record. Gene Ontology annotation, molecular function: ATP binding; protein serine/threonine kinase activity; tau-protein kinase activity. Bases 260 to 2461 code for a protein of 733 amino acids. Gene Ontology annotation, biological process: protein phosphorylation; microtubule cytoskeleton organization; intracellular signal transduction.
CGGCCUCAUCUCGUAAAAGCGCAUAACUUUACAGCAGCAUAGGGUUGUUUUGUCCGCCAUGUUUAGAAGUGAAAUAUCAUACACGUUGUCGAUUUCUUUCCGGACGUGAGAAAUUUCUCCACAAAUCAUGGAAAAACAUUGUAUAUUGAAUUUACAAAUCAAGUAAAAAGGCCACCACCAAUUCCAGGAAGGGGAAGUUUGAAUGUUAAUGAAAACCAGAUAAGCAAAAGAUUGUGUUCACUUCUCGGUAAAAGAAACCAUGUCCUCUAGUGUCCGGACACCUCUUCAAACUGUUCAUGAAUCUGUGACACCAGAACAGGGAGAGGAGUCUGCUCCCCCUCCUCGGACAACUUCAUCACGAACUCGCUCUUCUGAUGAGCCCCAUGUGGGAAGAUAUCGUCUACUAAAAACAAUAGGAAAAGGAAAUUUUGCAAAGGUGAAAUUAGCAAAACAUCUUCCAACAGGAAAAGAGGUGGCAAUUAAGAUUAUUGACAAAACCCAGCUAAACCCAUCUAGUUUACAGAAGUUAUUUAGAGAGGUUCGAAUAAUGAAAAUGCUCGAUCAUCCAAAUAUAGUGAAACUUUAUCAAGUUAUUGAGACUGAAAAGACCUUGUAUCUUGUAAUGGAAUAUGCCAGUGGUGGUGAAGUGUUUGACUACUUAGUUGCUCAUGGAAGAAUGAAGGAGAAAGAAGCAAGAGCAAAGUUCAGACAAAUUGUCUCUGCUCUUCAGUAUUGUCAUCAGAAGAGAAUUAUUCACAGAGACUUAAAAGCUGAGAAUCUACUUUUGGACAGUGAGAUGAACAUAAAAAUUGCAGAUUUUGGAUUCAGUAAUGAGUUUGCCCCUGGUCAAAAGUUGGACACAUUUUGUGGCAGUCCACCCUAUGCAGCCCCUGAACUUUUUCAAGGCAAAAAAUAUGAUGGACCAGAAGUUGAUGUGUGGAGCUUAGGAGUAAUUCUCUACACACUAGUCAGCGGGUCUCUACCAUUUGAUGGAGCUAAUCUUAAGGAGCUCAGAGAAAGAGUGCUUCGUGGGAAGUACAGGAUACCUUUUUAUAUGUCAACUGACUGUGAAAAUCUUUUAAAGAAAUUUCUAGUUUUAAAUCCUGCAAAGCGAGCAUCAUUAGAAACAGUCAUGAAAGAUAAAUGGAUGAAUAUAGGCUAUGAAGAUGAAGAACUCAAGCCUUACACUGAGCCAGAGUUUGAUAUGAAAGAUGGCAGAAGAAUAGAAAGGAGAUUUUCAGAAAUGCUACAGACCUUGGGAUACACAAAGGAAGAACUUGAAGAAUCUUUGAAAAAUAAGAAGUAUGACGAUAUUAUGGCAAACUAUCUUUUACUGGGGAAAAAGCCAACAGAGAAUGAAAUAUGUGAUUCACGAUCAAAUUCAAGUCUUUCACUUCGAGCUCUUCGACCAGUGGUGGAGGGCACAAUCAGCAGCCAGUCUCCCUCGCAUAUUAAAGUUCAAAGAAGUGUUUCUGCAACAACAAAGCCUCGUCGCUUCAGUCACAGUGGGGAGCCAGGAAACCAGAAUGUUCCUUCAAGUGGCUCAUCUACCUAUAAACGACAGAAUACUCUCGAACCAUCAGCUCCGGUACCUAAAGAUGGUGUUUCUCCAUCAGUUGUAGUAAGCACCUUAUCACCAUCAGGACCACGGACUGUAAAAACUGCCCCUGGUGCUGUUAAUGCUAUGGAUAAAAGCAACUCUAAAUCAGGAUCUGAUACAUCAAUGACAUUAAGCCCGUCAAAAGGAUACGGGUCUGUCCGAAAAACAGGUAUGAGUGGAGUUUCUGCAAACAUUCCUGGCUUUGGAAAGACCAUUAGUGGCAUUCCUCGACGGAACACCUGCAAUUAUGACAGCAAAGGGUUGUCAAGUGAGAGAAGCCACAUUGAACCUUCUGGAAGUGGAUCUGCUUUAAAGCAACCCGACACAUUGUCACCUGCCUCUUCACUCAAUAGACCUUUCCCACGAGGCACUGCUAAUCGUAGCACUUUCCACAGUGGUCAGACUCGAGAGCGGCGUCAUACAAGUGCAUAUAAUGGACCUGGGACAGUACCCAUACAAACUCAGGACUUGUCAAGUGUCACUCCUGGAAGUCGUCAGUCUUUCUUCAGUAAACUCUCCUCCAAGUUCAGUAAGCGAACCAUGAAUGAUGACCAAGUGAAGCCACGUUCACUGAGGUUCACCUGGAGCAUGAAAACCACCUCUUCUCGAGACCCAAACGAAAUUAUGCAGGAAAUUCGCAAGGUCCUUGACAAAAAUAAUUGUGACUAUGAGCAACGAGAGAAAUUUCUGUUGUUGUGUGUACAUGGUGACCCUAACACAGACUCGUUGGUCCAGUGGGAAAUAGAGGUGUGUAAGUUGCCCCGGCUGUCACUAAAUGGAGUUAGGUUUAAACGUAUAUCGGGCACCUCUAUUGGUUUCAAAAACAUUGCAUCAAAAAUAGCAAAUGACUUGAAACUGUGAGAAAAACAAAGAUAGAAGAGGGGGGAAUACUGCUGGAAAAGUCAUUCAUUGGUAUACAGUUAAUAAUACUCUUAGUACAUUUCAUCUGUCUAUCAUCUAAACAAAUUUUAAGGGAAGUUGCAUACCAGUAAUCUGUUUUACAGGAAGUAAGAACAUUUUUAAGAUAAACACCUUUAUAUUGAUUGAUGCCUUUUUCAAGACAUGUUACACAAAUCAAACAAGUCAUUUGGAAUUUGUUUGAAACUGUGUGAACUUGCUACUGAUAUAAUAAUGGUAAUUUCUGCUUGCAUUUAAACCUUAAUUUUAAUAAUGGGGUGACAACCAACCCUUAUUAACUUAGGUAACACAAGAUAUGAUGACAAAAGCAGAUGUUGAAGUGAAAUAUUGAUCAGUUAGAAAGUGUUAAAAGUUUAUAAGGAACAUAUUUUUUUGCAAAAUUGUUAAGUCAUUAAUAUAUUAAGUAUAUAAAUAUAUAUAUAUAUAUAUAUAUUUCACACAGUAAAUCAUGAAAUAACCAUUUUAAGAACUGCAUCCUGUAGAAAAGGCAAGUCUGUUACUGCUAAAUUAACAUUGUAAUUAGAAUUUUUGUACUAUAUUGUAAUGCUCUGGCAACAGGAAGGUAGAUCUUAACAAGGUAAUAAGAUGUCUUUUUUUUCUCUCAUAAGGAUUGCAAACAGUUUAGACAUUCUGUAAGGUAAUAAGGUUCCAUUUAGAAUCUUUGUAGAAUAGGCAUUAUGCUUCUGUAAUUUAGCAUCAUGUUUUCAUCAUUAUCAUCCUUGUCACCAGUGUAUCAUCUCUGUGAUCUUUAUGUUGGAAAAGUAGGAUAAACGAUUAGUUGAAGUAAGAACAAAAUAUUUCAAAACUUGACAGUGUCUUGUGGUUCAUUAUUUGUAUAAUUUGCUUGUUUUUUUUUUUAUUUCUUGUAUUCAAAGUAGACUGGCUAUAACCUGGAAAAAUUGCUUGGCUUUGACUUGCAGGUUAGUGAUGUGGUUUAAAAUUUAGGUACUAAAAUGUUUUUUAGUUGCAACUAUUUAGGUCACAAUCAAAAGCAAAUUAUUUCUUGUAGUUAUGUAUUUACUAUCGGUAGUGAUGUGUUCUGGCAGCUAGCUCUGCACGGGAGCUUAAUACAGAAUUUGAGUUUUAUUACAUAGCCAAAUAAUUGCAAGUGCUUUUUUUUUUAAGCACUUUCACACAGUUGUUAAAUCAGAUCUUCAAAAUUAUCAGUUUUGUUUGAUAGCCAAAGCACGUUUCUUUUCAUAUUUUGUUCUGUGAGACUAAAUAUGUCCAGUCCUUUUUUUUAUUUGCUUCAUUGAUGAUGCAUUGUAUAGUUACUUAGUUCCUAGUUGGACAAAAUAAUUUAUGCAUGUUCUUCAAUUGAGGAUGUUUUGAUUGUUAGUUAGUGAAAUUCAACAGAUGUUGACCUGAAUUGUGUAAGAAUCUCAAGCCAUUUUUCAUGCCUGCGUAUAAAAAGUACUGCUACUACUUCAAGUUUAUUAUUUUUUUGAGCUUGAAUAUUUCUUCUUAUACAUUGCAAUUUUCAUAAGAAAAACUUUUUUAUUUUCUCAACUAUAAAGGUACAGUUUGCUAGGUUAUAUUUACAUAAAUAUAUAUAUAUAUACAUACAUAAAAAGUGUAACCGUUGGCUUGACCCUGUCUUCCCCUGCUUUUUGGUGCUUUGUGUUCAUCUUAUCUGAAAGUAGGGUUACACUGUUACUGUGUAAAUAAAUUAAAGUUGACAGUUGGUGUGGA